UUUUGGUACAUGAAAUUCAUGUGUUCUGGCUGUUUUAUCUUUGCCUUUUGGUAGGCUGGAGAGUCAGAGGAUAGCUUGGACAGAAGAAAGAAGAAGCAAAGUAACUGAAGAUUAUCGUUGUCCGAAUUGUGCGGAGAAGGAGAUAUGGAGAAGGUUUCAUCAUCAAUGGAAGCUGGUGCCGCUGCUAAGAUAUCAUCAAUCUUCAUCUAUCCAAUCAAAUCAUGCCGUGGAAUUUCUGUACCUCAUGCACCCCUCACUCCUACUGGAUUUCGAUGGGAUAGGCAAUGGCUUGUUGUGAAUCAGAAAGGGAGAGCAUAUACUCAAAGGGUUGAACCAAAGCUUGCUCUAGUCCAGGUCGAACUGCCAAAUGAGGCCUUUUUGGAGGGUUGGGAACCUACCAAGGCCUCAUAUAUAGUAAUAAAAGCACCUGGAAUGGAUUUGCUCAAGGUUUCACUUAGUAAGCCACCAGCAAUAGCAGAUGGUGUUUCAGUCUGGGAGUGGUCUGGUUCUGCGUUGGAUGAGGGUGAUGAGGCUUCAAAAUGGUUUACGAAUUAUCUUGGGAAACCCAGUAGGCUAGUUCGUUUUAAUGCAGCAUCGGAAACUAGGCCUGUAGAUCCUGCAUAUGCUCAUGGGCAUAUUGUAAUGUUCUCUGACGGGUACCCAUUCAUGCUAUCAUCUCAGGAAUCAUUGGAUGCACUUAACAAGCUUCUGAAAGAGCCUGUACCAAUUAAUCGUUUUAGACCCAACAUCCUCGUUCAUGGUUGUGAACCGUUUUCUGAAGACUUAUGGACAGAGAUUAAAAUAAGCCAAUUUUCGUUUCAAGGUGUGAAACUAUGCUCCCGCUGUAAGAUACCUACAAUCAAUCAAGAAACCGCAAUUGCUGGCCCGGAGCCAAAUGACACUCUUAAGAAAGUCAGGUCGGAUAAGGUUUUGCGACCAGGCCGGAAACAUCAAGGGAAGAUCUACUUUGGGCAGAACUUGGUUUGCAAAGAAAGUCUUGCUGGAGGGAAGGGCAAGGUGAUUAAAGUGGGAGAUCCUGUUUUUGUGCUCCAGAAAGUCUCCUCUGCUGCUGAAGCAGCAGCUUGAAUGCUGAACGUUAUCUUGGACUUUCAACUCUGUUGUCUAAACAAUGAAACAGUUAGUGUUGGAUGCAUUGUUGUUAAAUUUGUUUCGGUAUUGGUCGUAGGUAUGUUCUAGUUAUGCCAAAAUAUGAUAAAUUUAAAGGUAAUAUUUCAUAUCGGACUUGGUAUCAAGUAAUAUCAGUUGUUUUUAUUUGUUUCGACUGAUUUUAGUGAAUUUUGGUGGAAUAGCUUAUUUCGACUAAUACAUAAAUAUAAAAU
Durio zibethinus is the source of this 1340-nucleotide messenger RNA. RefSeq lists its product as uncharacterized. The record is from RefSeq and is a predicted model, not a curated record. NCBI's taxonomy places the organism in Eukaryota, Viridiplantae, Streptophyta, Magnoliopsida, Malvales, Malvaceae. Gene Ontology annotation, molecular function: molybdenum ion binding; catalytic activity; pyridoxal phosphate binding.